ACAAGCUGUAGUGAACAGACGAUACUAACCAUGAUGGCUGCUCGUAACAAAGCAAUUAACAAGUACAUCACCGCCAAUCCUGGAACGUCAAAAUUUGAAGCCCUAUCGAAGCUGGUUUGCUACACUUCCGCUCAGGCCCACUGCUCUGUUCAACGAGCGGGUCUCUUGAAUCUACUUCCAGCAAAAAGCCUUCCUGUCAAUGAUAAAUUCGAACUCACCGGAGAAACUCUCGAGGCGGCAAUCUUGAAAGAUAUUGCUGAAGGCAAAAUUCCAUUCUAUAGCUUUCAGAGCAUCGGCAUUAGCAGUAUUCGGCCUUGCACUCAGAACACAGAUCAAGUCCUAAAACUUGUAAUUGUUAAUGCCCUGUGUAUUUUAGAAUUCUUUUCAUCAGCAUCAGACCGGUCGGCUCUUGCAGAUACUUAG
Molecule: messenger RNA, 423 nt
Organism: Rodentolepis nana
Lineage: Eukaryota; Metazoa; Platyhelminthes; Cestoda; Cyclophyllidea; Hymenolepididae
Source: the annotation of a GenBank genome assembly